This is a messenger RNA of Triticum turgidum subsp. durum (durum wheat), 1482 nucleotides long. Lineage: Eukaryota; Viridiplantae; Streptophyta; Magnoliopsida; Poales; Poaceae. The record is from the annotation of a GenBank genome assembly.
AUGUCCUUGAAGCUUCUCCGGCUGCGUACCGCCGGGCAAUGCCACUUCCUGCCGCCGCUGCUGCUGCUACAUCUCGUCCCCGCCCUCCUGCUCCUGCCGCCCUCACGCCCGGCGUUGGCGGCGGCGGCGACGGUGGUCACCCACCUGCCAGGAUUCGAUGGCCCUCUGCCCUUCAACCUUGAAACAGGAUACGUGGGCGUGGAGGAGGAGGCCGGGGCGGAGCUCUUCUACUAUUUCGUCGAGUCGGAGAGGAGCCCCGGCACGGACCCACUGCUCCUAUGGCUCACCGGCGGUCCCCGCUGCUCGGUCAUUAUGGGCCUGGCCUUUGAAAUCGGUCCUCUGAAGUUUGUGUUGGCACCGUAUAGUGGCGGUUUGCCGGAGUUGGUGUAUAACCCAUAUUCAUGGACAAAGAUGGCAAACAUACUCCUGUUGGAUUCACCGGUGGGUUCAGGUUUUUCGUUCGCUCGUGAUCCCAAAGGCUACGAUGUUGGGGACUACUCAUCAUCUUCGCAGGUCCAAACAUUUCUGAAUAAGUGGUUCACGGAUCACCCGCAAUACCUUUCAAAUCCUUUCUACAUUGGUGGAGAUUCAUAUGCUGGAAAGGUGAUUCCACUUAUUGGACAAGGCAUUUCAGAAGGAAUUGACGUGAGGCAACAACCUGUUAUCAAUCUCAAGGGAUAUAUGGUUGGCAACCCUAUAACAGAUCCAAAGUUUGAUGAAAAUUACAAAAUUCCAAGUGCUCAUGGCUUUGGGAUAAUAUCUGAUCAAAUAUAUGAGAGUGCGGUGAAGAAUUGCAAAGGAGAUUAUGUUACCCCCGUGAACAAAAUGUGUGUUGAAGUGUUGCAUACUAUCAAUAAUCUCAUUUCUGAAAUUUCAAUUGAACACAUCUUGUACAACAAGUGUGACGUAGUUGCGCCAAAGACCAUAGAUGAUGCUUCAAGAAGAAAGUUUUUGUUGGAAGAAUCUACCCAGUUAAACACGCCACCUGCUCGUCCAACUGUAGAUUGUUUUACAUAUGGUUAUUACCUAGCUUACUUUUGGAUGAACAACAACAUGACUAGAAAAGCUCUUGGGAUCAAGGAGGGAACAACCAAUGAGUGGAUACAAUGCAACAUAGGGCUCCCCUACACAUAUGAGAUACCGAGCAGUAUACCAUACCAUCUCAACCUCACUACAAGAGGUUAUCGUGCACUUGUGUACAGUGGAGACCAUGAUCUGGAGGCACCAUUUCUUGGCACACAAGCAUGGAUAAGAUCCUUGAACUUUUCGAUCGUUGAUGAAUGGAGAGCAUGGCAUCUUAGUGGGCAGGCUGCUGGAUUUACCAUAGAAUACACAAACAAUAUGACAUUUGCCACAGUGAAGGGUGCUGGUCAUACUGCUCCAGAGUACCGGCCUAAAGAAUGUUUUGCCAUGGCUCAAAGAAAGAUUUGGUGGGGGAGAGAAAAGCAUCCAUCAAGGCUAGAUUUAUCCUAUCAGCUCUGA